CAUGGUGCGGGUCCGCCGCCACUUGCUCCCUUUGGCCGCCCCGAGCUGACCUAUCCUCUCACUGAGACUCUGCUCUGCUCGCUCUCUUCCGCCGCCAGCAUGGGCGAGAGGUUGGAGCUCAGGCUGAAGUCGCCAGUGGGAGCGGAGCCGGCCGUCUACCCCUGGCCCCUGCCCGUUUAUGACAAACACCAUGAUGCUGCUCACGAAAUCAUUGAGACAAUUCGGUGGGUCUGUGAAGAAAUUCCAGACCUCAAGCUUGCUAUGGAAAACUAUGUUUUAAUUGACUAUGAUACUAAAAGCUUUGAAAGCAUGCAAAGACUUUGUGACAAAUACAACCGAGCUAUUGACAGCAUUCACCAAUUGUGGAAAGGAACCACCCAGCCCAUGAAACUGAAUACCCGCCCUUCCAAUGGGCUUCUGCGCCAUAUCCUACAGCAAGUAUAUAACCACUCAGUGACGGACCCAGAAAAACUCAACAACUAUGAACCCUUUUCCCCAGAAGUGUAUGGAGAGACUUCUUUUGACUUGGUGGCCCAGAUGAUAGAUGAAAUAAAAAUGACUGAAGAUGACCUUUUUGUAGACUUAGGCAGUGGUGUUGGUCAAGUUGUGCUCCAGGUGGCUGCAGCAACAAACUGCAAGCAUCACUAUGGUGUGGAGAAAGCUGAUAUUCCGGCCAAAUAUGCUGAGACAAUGGACAAAGAGUUCAGAAAGUGGAUGAAAUGGUAUGGGAAAAAACAUGCAGAUUACACACUGGAAAGAGGUGAUUUCCUCUCAGAAGAAUGGCGAGAAAGAAUCGCAAACACAAGUGUUAUCUUUGUGAAUAACUUUGCUUUUGGUCCUGAAGUGGAUCACCAGUUGAAGGAGCGAUUCGCAAAUAUGAAGGAAGGUGGUCAGAUAGUAUCCUCAAAACCUUUUGCACCAUUAAACUUUAGAAUAAACAGCCGAAACUUGAGUGAUAUUGGCACUAUAAUGAGAGUUGUAGAGUUGUCACCACUAAAAGGAUCUGUCUCAUGGACCGGGAAACCAGUUUCUUACUACCUGCAUACUAUUGAUCGAACCAUACUUGAAAACUACUUCUCUAGUCUCAAAAAUCCAAAACUCAGGGAAGAACAAGAGGCAGCUAGACGUCGACAGCAAAGAGAAAACAAGAGUAACACAACAACUCCAACAAAAGUCCAAGAAAAUAAGGACGAUGGUGCUGAAGAAGACAAGAACCUCGGGGCCAACACUGUCAAAAAGCCAUCUCCCUCCAAAGCACGCAAGAAGAAGCUGAGCAAAAAAGGAAGGAAAAUGGCUGGUAGGAAGCGUGGGCGCCCCAAGAAAAUGAACGUGGUGAAUGCCGAGCGCAAGAUCAAGAAGAACCAAACUGCGCUGGACCUUCUCCAUGCUCAAACUGUAUCGCAAACAAAUUCAUCCUCUCCUCAGGAUGCAUACAGGUCACCUCAUAGUCCAUUUUACCAGCUACCUCCUAAAGUGCAACGGCAUUCGUCCAACCAGCUCUUGAUUACUCCUACUCCACCUGCACUACAGAAGCUGCUAGACUCUUUUAAGAUCCAGUACAUGCAGUUCAUGGCUUAUAUGAAAACAAAUCAAUAUAAGGCAACUCUUCAGCAGUUAUUGGAACAGGAAAAGGAAAAGAAUACUCAGUUAAUGGGAAAGGCCCAGCAGUUGUUUACUCACUGCCAGGCUCAGAAAGAAGAAAUCAAACGACUGUUCCAGCAGAAGCUAGAUGAGCUGGGGGUUAAGGCACUGACAUACAAGGAUCUUAUCCAGGCCCAGAAAGAAAUUUCUGCUCACAACCAGCAGCUGAAAGAGCAGACCAAACAGCUGGAGAAAGAUAAUGGUGAACUCAGGAAUCAGAGUUUACAGCUGCUGAAAGCUAGAUGUGAAGAACUGAAGUUGGACUGGUCAACACUUUCACUGGAAAAUCUCCUCAAAGAAAAGCAAGCAUUAAAAAAUCAGAUUUCUGAGAAGCAAAAACACUGCUUGGAAUUGCAGAUCAGCAUAGUGGAGCUUGAGAAAAGCCAGAGGCAGCAGGAGCUUUUGCAGCUGAAAUCCUACAUGCCCUCUGACGAAUCGUUGCCAGCCCAGCCGCGCCAUAAAAACCAUUUGAACCGGGAGGCCGAGCCUGACCACAAUACACUUCACUUGGAGCUAGAGUGCCCCAAGUUUCCCGUGCCCCAGGUCAACGGCCCCGAACUGUCCAUAAAUGGCCAUGCCACGUCUUACGAAAUUCACAAUGCACUCAGCCGACCAGCUUCUAAACAGACUACGCCUCAAUACCCACCUGUCCACGUGGACCAAGACAUAAUUCCUUGCACCCCAAUCCAUAGCUGCAGACAGAAGCUGGACAAAGGCUCAAACUUAUCCCUGCCAGAUUAUACCAGGUUUUCUCCGGCUAAGAUCGCCCUCCGGAGGCAUUUGAACCAAGACCACAUAGGCAGUGGGAAAACAGCACCCAGUGAGAGCCAUCAGAGAGCUGAACAUUUAAAAGAAAAUGGCCUUCCAUUUCAAAGCCCUUCAGCAUCAAACGGCAUGAAGAUGAGCCCUCUGGAAGACAGACCCUCUUCCCCAGCAGCCUUCCCAGCUGGGAAUGAAAAGGCUUUGCGCGAGAGGACGUCUGCGAAUAAUGGGGAGACGAUCACCAGCCUUCCCAUCAGUAUCCCCCUCAGCACAGUGCAGCCCAAUAAACUCCCUGUUAGCAUUCCUUUGGCCAGCGUAGUCCUUCCUAGCCGUGUUGAGAAGGUGAGAAGCACACCUAGCCCUGUCCAUCAGAACCGAGAUUCCUUUUCAACACUUGAAAAACAAUUUGGUGCUAGUUCUCAUAACAGCAUUAGCACUGCUGCUGGUAACAAGCCACUGACCUUGGCUACCUCAGGUUUUUCUUACAUGUCUGGCUCUGCACCAGUCGGUGGGACUGUUCCAAAUAGCCCAUUGAACCCGGCUGCUGACAGUGCAGCUAUGGAGGAGGUAUCCAGUUCGGGAAGCUUGUUCAACUCCACGGGGUCUCGAAGCUCUACUCCACAGCAUCCCUCCUUGCUUACGUCGUCUUCGCGGAAUUCUGGGCAAAACUCACCUGCACACCAGCAUUCCGCGAGCCCUAGGUUGAACGGCAUCACCCAGAGCCUGGGAGGGGUACUGCAGUACAUAGAGACUCAAAAGAUGUUUGCCGAAAACGCCAGAGGAGACCCCCCAUUCGACCCUGCCUUUUCUGACCCUGAGAGCGAGAGCAAACGAAGGAUCAUCUUCACCAUCUCCCCUGCUACAGGAACCCUCAAACAUUCUCCGUCGAACAAGCACAGCCCCCUCACCGCAAGUAUCCGGGCAGAUUGUGGCCAGGCCUACAUGCAAGAUGGAAAGAAGCGUGGUCGGAGGAAGCGGUCCUCCACAGGAACGCCGUGCGUGAACUCCGGGGUGUCACCCAAACGCAAAUCAUUGCCCCCCAUGGCUGGGCUCUUUGCUCAGCCUUCUGGAUCCCCCCUUAACAUCAACUCCAUGGUCAGUAACAUUAACCAGCCUUUAGAAAUAACAGCCAUUUCUUCCCCUGAAAAUUCCCUGAAGAAUUCUCCUAUUCCAUACCAGGACAAUGAUCAGCCACCUGUGCUGAAAAAGGAGAAGCCUCUAAUUCAGACCAAUGGCAUCCAUUACUCCCCGCUAACCUCUGAUGAAGAACAGAGUCUGGAGGACGACCAUAACAGCACCAGAAUUGAGAGAAAAAUUGCAACAAUAUCACUGGAAAGCAAAUCUCCACAAAAGCCGCUGGAAAAUAGCAUCAACUCAGCUGGGAGAAAGCAGGCUACUGAAAACAUGAACAGCAGCAAGUGGAAAUCAACCUUUUCUCCGAUUUCUGACAUCAAUCUUUCCAAAAUGGCAGACAGUCCUUUGCAAGCGUCAGCAUCAUCCCUGAACCAGAACACCCUCUUUGCCUUCAGACAAUCCUCUGAUGACAACCUGGCAGGCGACAGGGCUGGCACGCACGUGAGGAAACACGCAACUGCAUCUGAUGGGCUUGGCCAAAAUACCAUGAAUGGGUUUGCUUACAACGGUGGCAGGCUGUCUGCAGAUGUCGGUUUACAUAGCUUUACUGAUGGUGCUUCACUUUCUCACAAAACGGCUGACGUGGUGACGGCUCUGGGGGGCUCCUCGAUGGGUUUCCUGAUACAAAGGAACAAAGAGGCCGGAGUCCCCGAGACGAAUCCAUUCUUGGGCAAGAGGCAGCUAGAAAGCCUUGGCGGUGGGAAAGGGGACGAUUUGAACUGGUCAGGACUGAAAGGCAAAGAGGCCAACGAACUGAGUGUCCGGCUGGGAGGCUCUUCCGACAAGGCUUCGGUGCUAAACAACAAAUUCGGCAAAGGACGGGAACGCGACGUGGAGUUCAAGAACGGCCACAACCUGUUCAUUGCUGCUGCUGCUGCUGCUGUCCCCUCUGGUGGCCUUCUCAAUGGCAAAAGCCUCUCUGCAGCCAACUCUGGCAAGUCGUCCGGCAUGGCCUCCUCCACGCAGACCCACCACCCUUUCUUGAACUCCUUAACCCCUGGCACGCAGUUUCCCCUUGGCCCCAUGGUAACAAACUCCUCGGUACUGCAGUCCUUAUUUAAUUCGAUGCCAGCCGCCAGCCUAGUGCAUGUAUCAUCAGCUGCCACCCGCCUGACCAACUCACACACGAUGGGGAACUUCUCUCCUGGGAUGACAGGUGGAACAGUUGGAGGUAACUAGGACUUCUACCUCAACCUGAUGUGACCUAUGCAAGGACAACAUGGACCAACUUCUCUCAGCUCCCACUGAAGGUGCUUGCCUCAAUGGCU
Messenger RNA from Protobothrops mucrosquamatus (brown spotted pit viper), 4805 nucleotides. RefSeq names its product DOT1 like histone lysine methyltransferase (gene DOT1L). NCBI's taxonomy places the organism in Eukaryota, Metazoa, Chordata, Lepidosauria, Squamata, Viperidae. The transcript has 28 exons. Gene Ontology annotation, molecular function: histone H3K79 methyltransferase activity. Bases 100 to 4716 code for a protein of 1538 amino acids. Gene Ontology annotation, cellular component: nucleus. Gene Ontology annotation, biological process: DNA repair; DNA damage checkpoint signaling; regulation of transcription regulatory region DNA binding. The record is from RefSeq and is a predicted model, not a curated record.